Molecule: messenger RNA, 5841 nt
Organism: Necator americanus (New World hookworm)
Lineage: Eukaryota; Metazoa; Nematoda; Chromadorea; Rhabditida; Ancylostomatidae
Exons: 51
Coding region: 1-5841 (1946 amino acids)
Source: RefSeq, a predicted model, not a curated record
AUGAAAGUGGCAGCGAGGGUCCCUGAUCCCUUGCGGCAAAAGUUUCUUCCACUGGAUAACGGUUUCGAAUUGGACUACUCGAAACUCGUCCGUACUCGAAAUGGUUAUGACCUCAACGUAAAGUACUUGAUGGAUUGUUCCGGUGAAUUCACGAAUUUCGUCGCCUUGUAUUGUGCCAACACCUUGUCAAUACAUAAACUUCGUGAAGAUGGAAUGGAAGCUCAUUAUAUCUUCAGUGAAGAGCUGACAAUACAGGAUGUAGAAUAUUUCCGAAGUUCAGACGAAGGAUUUGGGCUUGUUGUUGCGCUUAAUAGCGCUAAAGUUCCCAUCCAUCCUCACUGCGUAGCUCUAUUGCGAUGGACCGGCUGUCAAUUGAAACAAUUGCGGAAAUUGAAGAUUGAAGAGGAGAUUACUUGUCUUAAAGUUAUCGUGGAUGAGCCAAAUAUGAGUCAACUGCAGCCGUUGCUUCAUCCAAGAAUGUCCUCGUGGCCUCAUAUUAUUGCUGUAGGAACUCGACUUGCUCAUUGCUAUCUUCUCCAUUUUCAACUUGCUGAUAGACAUCAGGAUAUUGGAAACACACCUGUGACCGUAAAGCUUACUGAUGGAUUGAAACCGUUCCAUUCUGGGAAUCAAUUUCUAUAUAGCACUGUCGACCCUUCUACGGGACACACAUUUGCAAAAAAAUUGUCUACAGAAUUGGUUGACGUCACUUGCAUAAGUUUUUUGGAGAAAAGUCGCACUGUCUUGGUCGGAUUCUCGUUCGGUGGGAUUAUGACGAUAUCAUUGACCACUUGUCCUACGAUAGAUCCUUUGGUUUAUCCAUGUAGUGCUCCAGUUAAGUUCAUAGCACCGCUAGAACCAGACGACGAUCCGAGAUCGCAUCUGUGGUUUUUCGCUGCAUACGGAACAACCAAGGUGAAGCCAAUCCAACUAUGCUUGUAUGAAGUGAUGUUUCCUGAUGAAGAGGCUCUUCCGUUACAUGAGCGUUCCUGGAAUAGACCCGUCUUCACCAUUAAACUCUUGAUUCCGUUCCACAAUUCCACUCGUUGGAUUUCCAUGCAAAAUUUAGUUCGAGAUCGUGCUGAACUUCGGUGUUCCGACGACUCCACAAGGGAUAGUUUCAGAAAUGGUCCUGAUAAAGACAGAUCGCUAGUAUUCUUUUCCUACAUCGCCAAUGAUAAACAUGGAUCCUGUCUGAUGGGUGGCCUUUUCGACCUUAAUGCAUAUUACUACAAACGCCUUGUGCAAUCUAUCGCUCACGAUGGAACUGCGGCUCAACAGUGUGCAUUUUUAUCUACGGUGCAUCCCAUUCCAAUGCAUCACAAAGAGGAAGACUUCUCUCUGAUAAAGGAUUUGGCCAUUGAUACAACUUGUAUUACUCGUUUUAUAUCCAACGUUAGCGAUGCGGAGCAAAUGUUCUAUCCUUCAGCACUUGAGAUCUCCGUGGUUCAUGUUGCCGGUGCAAAAAAAUGUUAUCAGUUCACUUUGCCCAGUCUUCCAAAUCAGUUACUGUCCACGAUUUGCGCUGAUCUAGAAAUGCACAUGGCAGAUGCUACUUCGGCGUCAUCUUGGCUUUCUGCUCUAGGUUUUUGCAGAAAAGAAGCGCAGCCUAUAACCACAGAUCAGUACAACAACCUAUGCUUUGUUCUGUGCACAUUAGUUAGUCAUCAACGUGCUGUAUCCAUCGUGCAGUUUAUCAAGCUUAGUGAAUCCACUGAACUGCGCCAUCUGAUUGCAUCGUGGAUUUGGGAGGAAAUCGACAAGGCAACCAAAAAAAUGCACGAAACAAUCGAACCGUUGUUUGCAAGAUUUUCUGCACCUCUUUCUCCAGCCGGCCAGAAGUCAUUGGCUCAUGUACACGACGUUUUCGUGGCGGGUUCACAAAUUCUAAGGGAGUUAAUCAACGCCUGUGAACGGGAACAGGAUGAGACGAAGGAGUACAUCACUAGUCUCGAGGUGCAACGUUUUGCAACAGAUAAUCUGAGAUCAUAUUCUGCUCUAAUUCACCAACUAAUUAAAUCGAGAAUCUUGCCUGUAGCUGAAGAUAGGGAGAUUCGGCUAGCUAUGGAAAAAGCCUUGGAAGAACGAAGAUCGAAGGCUUCGGGGCAGCAGCUAUACAUUGACAAGCUCGUCGCUCGCAUGCAGCGUAAGUCACCAAACGAGCCGUUCUGGCUUGCAGAAGGACCAAAGUGGUAUCCACCGGCGCUCUUGAAUUUGCUGGCUCCUAUUUUACUCCUGAAUAUUCCCACUAAAUGGAAAGGACAACUUCUUGCCUAUUACCUUCUGGACUAUUCACACUGCAAGAGAAUGAAUGAUGAUUCUCCCGAUUCUCAUUUAAACCUUGUUGACGUUGUAACAAAACAGAUGCAUGGUCUGCUGGGUAUAAGUAAGGACGAGCUGUGGAGCCUAUACAAGUGUUGGUGCGCUGACAAUGGAAAGCGAGUGAGUGAAGAUACUUCUGGGCAAGGAUCACCAGGCAAACGUCUCUCUGCGCAAUCCGAAGUCAAGCAAAUGUUAAGCAUUCCACGCCCACUUUCUGUUGCUGAAGAAGAGAAGCUUAAAUCUCUUCUGAAGUACGUCCCCUUUGGCGAGUUUGCGUGGCAAUGUUAUCUGGCCAGAAAUAAUCGAUAUGAUCAAUUUGUGGAGUUACCAAUUCCUACAUACGAAAACAACGAAAUAAUUGUGGAAUAUCGACAGUUACUGCCAGUUAUGCGUAUGCUCCGACAAAACAACGCGCCCUCUUCAUCAAAACAAAUCUCAUGGCCGAGUGACCUGAAAGAAAAGAUUGAGAAAUUCGAGCGUGAACGAUGCUCUUCCAUUCAGUGUACAGCCGAUACAGCCAUUUACAAUCGCGGAAAGACUCCAAAGCCUUUAAAUAAACGACAGUCGCAUAUUGAUCCGUCCUCGCGAAAACGUCAACUGGCAGCACCUCUUCAAGAAAUGAAUACGAAUUCUUCAUAUGUCUCUACUGAGUCUGAUAAGACAACGUCUGUGGCGAAGCGUGCGUUGCUAGACCUUAGUGAGGAAGAAAGCGUUUCUCUGCCGAGGGAUAUCCCAACAAAUACUUUGAACACCAUAACGGAUAUUCUGCGAACGCCACAAGCUCGCGCUCGUGCUGCAGCACAAGCAGAAUCUCAGCGAAAGUGGAUUAACAAAACACCAGAAACAGAGUUUCAAAAACCCGCUCCGCGGAGUAUUCUCAAAUCUGCCAAAACAAUUACUGAGCGCGCAGCUUCACCGUCUCGAAAUCGCUUACAGUUUGACCUACCAUCGUCUAGUCAUUCGUCUGUGGAGCAAACUACCACAGCUUCUGAUAGUUCUAAACAGUUGGAGAAAAUGGCUCAGCCCAACUUCGAUGAGUCCUUCGAGUACGAGGAGUACUCUUCAGAUUCUCCUGUAAUAGAAGAAGGACUGGAAGGUGUAUCAGAGGGAUUUAUCCCAUACAUCAGUCCCGAACAUAGAGAUGAUACAGCGGAAGCUCAACUGGAAAAGUCACUCGAAGUCCAAGAUGAAGACGAAAUUGAAGAAGAUGAGGCAAAUGUUUCCGUAGAGCAGCAAGAUGAGGAAGAAGAAAUAGAAGCUGUGCACGUUUCGAAGUUUGUAUUAAAAGAAAAAGACUUACAACAGCACGAGGAGGGUGAGGAACAUGCAGCGAGGAAUAUUACUGUCGAGUACUGCGAGGAACGAAGUUUCGAACAGCAGGAUGAAGAAGAUGAAAUGGAGCCUGCCGAGGAGGUAGAGGAUAUUAUCCAAGGUUACGAGACUGACCGCAUUGUUGUACAACGGGUCGAUCAUGGAACUCGACGACAUGCUGAGCUUGACCAAGUAUCAUACAAACAGUUUGAGAAGCAGGAUGAGCUGGAGACGCUUGGAAACAAUAAUACACAUUAUAUUUACCGAGAAGAACAAAAUGAGGGUGAAAUUUUGGACGUAGUACCAAAGGCCAAGAAACAGCCGAGCAACACCUACGAAGUCCAGGAUGAAAACUUUGAAUAUGAUUCUGUUAACAUCGUACGGUAUGAGUCUGUCGUGACGAGAACGGCUGAAACAACCUCAAUUGUAGAGCGCUCCUCUACCCUCAGCAUUCCUGAUGGACAAACUUUCCAAAGUGUUACAGUAGAACCGUUGCUGCAAGACGUUGUCGAAGUAGCAGAAGAAGUUCAAGACGAACGCGAAGAAGAUACUGCUUUUGAGGCAACUGCUCUCGCUUCUGGAGACGCUGCACAUUUGUCUAGGAGUCCUACCAGUGCUGACGUGAUCGAUAGCCCAAUCGCGGAGCCUCAUACGAAAUUGGUAGAUUAUUCACUUCACGAGUCAAGCUUCGAGUGCACUCCUAAUCUGAAGAAAUCGGAUAGGCUUGAAGUCGCUUCUGAUGAGACCAGUCCACAACCGACACUUGAACUCGAUACUGUGAAUGACGAUGAAGUUAGUUGCGUUGGAUCAAUACAUACGAGUCAACCAUGUACUAAGUUGAAGAGCCUUAGUCCGAAGGAUUCGCCAUUACCGGAAGUGGUGGAACAGCAUGGCGUGGAGGAAAUAGAAUCUAUCCCUACUUACACUCAUUCGAGCGGAUCUCGUCUUUCUGAUGUUGAAGUUUCACAUGAAGCAAUCUCUUCACCUUCAGCUCAUUACGAUUUACCAGUUUUGGUUGAUGAUUCGGGAAGCAGCCCAAAAAGCACGUAUUCGUCUUCAGGGGCUCGAUCACCACAUCCAUCUGAGCCAGAUUCAUCUAGUGGUAUAACUGAAAGUAAGCAGCGCUCUUUCAGAAAGUCUAUGUCUCGCACAUCUGCACCAGCUACUCCUGUGAGACAGUCACAAAGAUUGCGGGAAAAAGCAGCCGAAAGUCACAAUCUUGAAGAAGAGAAGAGGGCUCACGACAUGGACUCAGAAACGCGUAAGAAAGGGAUUACGGAUAUUGUUGAACAUAGAAGAUCUCCAGCAAGAACACGUAGCUCCACAAAGGAAGCGGAAUUGGUAACACCAGAAACUCCUCCACAAUCGUCGAGAGAAGAUAAAGAGUCCGAUAACUUAUCUGUAGUUCAGACUCCUACGAGAACAUUACGAUCAAGAACACCAUCGCGAUCAAGGCAAAACGACGUUCCAACUGUUUCAACAACGAGAACUCCACGAAGAUCGCGCAGAUUAAGUGAAACUUCUACUGCAAGUGAAGCUACGAUUACAACAGGGAGUGCGAGGAAAAGCCCAAGCCGCGCUACUCGUUCCCGCAAGGUUUCUACAUCAGAGGAUGAACCUGUUACAAGCACGCGAAAAUCUCCUUCGAGGCGUACCCCUACGCGUUCUAUGUCAGCAACUAAACAAGCAAAGGAAACAGCUAAUGUGAAAACUAAAUCAUUUGGUAGAGCCGCUAAAGCCUUGCAGCAAAAAUUCGAUACUAUAAAUCCGUUAGGGGAGAUGGAUGCUCGUUCCUAUUUUGACAAUGCCAUGGCGAAGAAGUCUAUUGAACCUGGAGGAAGCAGACGUAGAACUCGAUCAGAUUCUGAAAUCCCUGACAUAAAAUCGAAAAAGUCGAAGACACUGAAUAUCGAGGAAACCAUUGAAGAGGUGGAAGAGGAGACUGCUACAGGUUCGUCCCGUCCACCCUCACGUAGAAAGGCAGCUGUUGAGCAACAACCUGAAAACACAGAGGCAGCCGCAGUUGGAGGCAAAGGAUCUACUUCACGUUCCCGACGUGCUUCGAGUGCAAGUGUGGUUGAACUUAGUCCGGCGAGGACACGGAGGACGAGCGGAUCAUCAGUUUCAUCGGUUGGUGGCACACCAUCAACGCCCAAAUCACCUAGCAGACGUGGACGACCACGUGGAAUCGAGACAAUUCCUGAAUAG